This is a messenger RNA of Nerophis lumbriciformis (worm pipefish), 4135 nucleotides long. The record is from RefSeq and is a predicted model, not a curated record. NCBI's taxonomy places the organism in Eukaryota, Metazoa, Chordata, Actinopteri, Syngnathiformes, Syngnathidae.
ACAGGCUUAAAUUGUGUUUGGACCUGACGAAGUAGACAUAUAUCACCAGAUUGUCAAUAUUUUUGCGUUAAAGCAAGCUAACUAGCAUUAACUAGCCAGCAAUAACGUUGUUUCUUUUUUAAAUACAGUUUCCACUUAGUGACAUUAGAAGGUCAAACACCGGAAAUGAACGUCUGCCUGGUCCGGCUUCAACAUGGAGUCCAUGCUGAACAAGCUGAAGAGCACGGUGACCAAAGUGACGGCUGACGUCACCAGCGCCGUCAUGGGCAACCCCGUGACUCGAGAGUUUGAGGUGGGCCGUCACAUCGCCAGCGGCGGUCCUGGCAUGUGCUGGAGGAUCUACAAUGGCACCAAGAAGUCCACCAAACAGGAAGUGGCCGUGUUUGUGUUUGACAAAAAGAUGAUCGACAAGUACCAGAAAUUCGACAAGGACCAAAUUAUAGACUCCCUAAAGCGAGGAGUACAACAGCUGACGAGGUUGCGGCACCCCCGCCUCCUGACAGUGCAGCAUCCUCUGGAAGAGUCCAGAGACUGCCUGGCCUUCUGCACAGAGCCCGUCUUUGCCAGUCUGUCCAACGUGCUUGGACAGUGGGAUAACCUGCCCAGCCCGGUGCCGAAUGACAUCAAGGAUUACAAGCUGUAUGACGUGGAGACAAAGUAUGGCCUGCUACAGAUCUCGGAGGGUUUGUCCUUCCUGCACAGCGGAGUUAAAAUGGUCCACGGUAACUUGUGCCCAGAGAACAUUAUCCUCAACAAAAGCGGCUCGUGGAAGAUUAUGGGCUAUGAUUUUAGCAUUUCAACAAGCAACCCAUCAGACGCGGAUCCGAAAUACUCCUGCAAGGAAUGGGAGCCCAACCUCCCACCACUCUGCCUCCCCAACCCCGAGUACCUGGCCCCGGAGUACAUCCUGUCCGUCAGCUGCGACACGGCCUCCGACAUGUACUCGCUGGGCGUGGUCAUGCAUGCCGUCUUCAAUGAGGGCAAGCCUGUUUUCCAAGUCAACAAGCACGAUAUUUUUAAGAGCUUCAGCAGGCAGCUCGACCAGCUCAGCAAUAUCAGUCCAGCGCGGCUGAACAAGAUUCCAGAGGCAGUGCGGGACCAUGUCAAAAUGCUGCUUAGCGUCACGCCCAACGUCCGACCGGACGCCGACCAGAUGACCAAGAUCCCGUUUUUUGACGACGUGGGCGCAGUGACCCUACAGUAUUUUGACUCGCUCUUCCAGAGGGACAACCUGCAAAAGUCCCAAUUCUACAAAGGCCUUCCCAAAGUACUGCCCAAACUGCCCAAGAGAGUGGUGGUGUACCGCAUCUUGCCGUCGCUCACUUCGGAGUUCGUCAACCCAGACAUGGUUCCCUUCGUGCUGCCCAACGUGCUGCUCAUUGCAGAGGAGUGCACCAAGGACGAGUACGUGCGCCUCAUCUUGCCGGACCUCACGCCAGUCUUCAAGCAGCAGGAGCCCGUUCAGGCUAGUAACAUGAUUCUGCUGAUCUUCCUGCAAAAAAUGGACCUCCUCUUGACCAAAACGCCGGCGGAGGACAUCAAGAACAGUGUGCUGCCAAUGGUUUACAGAGCCCUGGAAGCACCUUCUGUGCAGAUCCAGGAGCUAUGCCUCAACAUCAUCCCAACGUUCGCCAACCUGAUCGACUAUCCCUCCAUGAAGAACUCCCUCAUCCCUCGAAUUAAAUCUGCCUGUCUGCAAACCUCCUCGCUUGCUGUGCGUGUGAACUCAUUAGUGUGUCUGGGAAAGAUCUUGGAGUACCUGGACAAGUGGUAUGUCAUUGAUGAGAUCCUGCCCUUCCUGCAGCAGAUCCCCUCCAGAGAGCCAGCAGUACUCAUGGGAAUUCUAGGAAUCUACAAGUGUACCUUCAGUCACAAGAAGCUGGGCAUUCCCAAGGAGAACUUGGCAAGCAAGAGCCUGCCACACCUGGUGUCGCUCAGCAUCGACAACAGCCUCAACCUUAACCAGUUCAACUCGUUCAUGGUAGUCAUUAGAGACAUGUUGAGCCGCAUGGAGGCGGAGCACAAGACCAAGCUGGAGCAGCUGCACAUCAUGCAGGAGCAGCAUAGGAGUAUGAACAUCUCAAACACAGGGAAGCAACCAGAGGAGACCAAGAGCCCAUCAUCCUCUGGAAACCAGAUUGAUGACAUUUUUGGCAGCACAGGGGUCAACGGGAAGGAGAAUGGUUCCUCAGCAGCAGCCCCACAGCCUAAUAGGAUGUCUCUGACGCUAGAGGAGAAGCAGCGACUGGCGAAGGAACAAGAACAGGCCGCCAAACUAAGAAGUCAACAGCCGCUGGCACCGCAGAGCAUCAAACCGCCCGCCAGCACCAACUCACAGACAAAGGAUCUGACCAACAGCCUUCUAAACAACAUGACAUCCCUAAACAGUAUGUCCUUGGCCAACACACCUCGACCUUCUUUAGUGCAGGGUGGCCCCAGCUUCCCCGUGGGCUCCAUAGGCACCGCGGUGUCCAACGGCUUCAACCCCGCCAUGGGCUUUCAGACGGCGGGCAUGGGGAUGAAUAUGCGGCCUCCGGGCCCCAACGUCUACGGCGGCAUGGCCACCACAACCAGCACCCCCAACUUUGGAGCCCUCACACAGAAUCAAGGAGCUGCCGGGCAGAUGAGCAAAGGACCGGACCUGUCGGCGCUGGACAACCUUUUCACAUCCAACAAGCCCAAAGUCACCCUCAACCAGAUAGCUCCCAAGGCAGUCCCCGGAAACAGCACCCCUUGGCUCGGUCAGUUUGGUUCGCCCCAGAACGCUCAAACUGCGAUACAGGGGGCUUCAGCGGGCAUGGGCGGGUUCGGGAUGCAAGCAAACCCUUUUUUCAGCCCACAAAACUUUUCUCAAACUCCAGUUAGCAUGAACCAAAGCGGGCUUAAGCACAGCACGUCCGCCAACAACGACCUGAAAGACUUGUUUGGCUGAACAAGCGAGGAGCGGGUUCUCUCAAACGCUGACGCUGAUUGAAUGUGAAAAAUUUAACUGAAAAAUUCACUCAAUGGUCUUUUGCUGUGUCUAUUUUUGAUCUUGCUCACAUUCUGCACAUUGUUGAUUCCAUUUCUAUUUGACCACAAGAACAAGUUCUUAUAUGCUUUCUUCUACAAAGCUGUGGGUUUCUUACUCUUUUUUUACUUGAUGAGAUGAAUCCCAAAUGUUACUCUCCAAUUCUCAGUCAUCUUAUUCCAGCUUUCAGACUAUUUGAGACAGUUCCGCAUGUCUGGACUGAGGUAGCCAGACGUGUAGCAUCCAGAAAUCGGGAUGCCCUUUUUUGCAGACUGUCUCAAUGUCAACAAUGCAUCACCAACCUUGUUUUUUUUUAUAAACACAAGCUUUCAUUCCCCCAAGAGGAACAAGCAGUAGAAAAUGGAUUGAAGCUCUCAUUCCUGUAUCAUCCCGGAGCCUGCUGCAGAUGUUUGCCGCAGAUGUCUGCUGUAGUUCAGGUUCCAUUUCAGCUCCUAUUUAAAUGCAGUAUGUCUGGACUCUGUCUUCAAAUUGAGAUGCGAAUGCUAAGGGUAACUAACGUACAAGGUGAAACAGUGAGUAGGCGGUUGUGCCUUAUAAGGGUAAACUUGUAUUGAUUUGAUGGUCAUACUUUUAUUCCACUUGCUUUUUUCUUCUCAUUUAUGACCUAUGAACAUUUAUGUUUUUUUUCUUCUUCAAAAGACUCUUACUUUACAAACUGGAGUGUACCGUUUCUUACAUUUAAAUAAUAUAUAUAGAUUUUGGUAUUUUUCAGCUGUCCGAGGACCUGUGCUGGUGAUCUCAAAAAGUGUAAACAUACCGUUGAUUUUAAGUGGCCUCUGCGUUUUUAUUUUUGUGAGAGUUUAGAGGCCUUAGGGGAUGAAUCUUGUGCAAUAAUAAUGAUUAGUUCUGAUGGACAAUGGGUUUGCAGUUGCACUGACUUACAGUGUCACUAAACUGGCGAACACGGUAUGCUCACUAGUUACUCUUAGGUUUAAAAUGAAAGUGCAAUGUGGUCAUGUUGUGUUUCCGCUGAAGGCUGCAGUCACAGAGCCUCUGAAUAUUAUCAUCAUACACUAUUGCUGUUAUAUGUGUUGUAUCAUUUCAUGAUGACUGAGGUGGGCUGGAUCAAUGGAAAGCUGUACAUAUAAAGAGAAGUACACCAUA